GCGGGACUUCCGGCAGCCUCCUCCGGGCGGCUGUUUUGAUCUCGCCAGUCUGUGCGCUGCGUCAGAGUCUCUCUGGGGCCCGGACGCCCCCGAGGGGGCGCCGAGGGAGUUGGCGGGGGGCUGGGGGAGGGGUCCCCGCGGUGCAGGGCGGGUCCGAGGCUGGGCGGGAGGUGCCCGGCGGGGUCACUCUCCCGGAUGGAGCCUCCGGGCUUCGCGGAGUCCGCGCGUCUGCGGAGUCCGAUGGUGGCGUCCGCGCCGAGGCGCCCGGCUGAGGACAUGGACUUUGAGGACGUGGCCAUCACCUUCUCCCAGGAGGAGUGGGGGCUCCUUGAUGAGCCUCAGAGACUGCUGUACUGCGACGUGAUGCUGGAAAUCUUUGCACUUGCAGCAUCGCUAGGUUGUUGGCAUAAGUUAGAAGAUGAGGAGGCCCCUUCUGCGCAGAGUGUGUCUGUAGAAGGAGAGUCACAGGUAAGAGCUUCUGAGACAGUGCCAGCAGCCCAGGGGACCCACCCCUGCAGGCGGGGUGUCUCAGUGUUCAAAGAUAUUCUGCACCUGAAUGAGUGCCAAGCAGCAAACCUUGAAAAUGAAACAUGCUUCAGAGCUGCCUCUGCGAGCGGCUCCUGCUUCAGUGCAGACUUUACCCAGCAACAGAAGGAAGCCAGUGGGGAGAAGCCCUGCAGAGGAGAUGCGGACAGCGACUCGGUCACCAGGGGCAGCUUCUGUGCAUCAGGGAUGCCUUUCACGCGUCAGGAUGUUGGGGCGGAAUUUCCAGCCAUCUCCGGCCUUCUCCAGCUCCAGUCCACUCUUAUCACUGAGGGCCCACACAGUGGCAGUGAGGGUGGGCAGGCCGCUCACAGUGGAAAAAGUCGUCAUGUGUCGGGUGAGUGUGAAAAGGCUGCUCUCCACAAUCAGAACCUUGAUCAACGGCAGAGUACCUGUUCUGGAGAAGGGGUUCAUGAGUGUAGCAAGUGUGGGAAGGUCACUCCACAUAGAAGGGUUCCCACAGGAGGAAAACCGGAUACAUACAGUGUUUGUGGGACAUGCUUUCACGGCGAAGAUUUCCUCAUUCCACACCAGAGAGUUCACACUGUAGAAAAGCGUUACGAGUGCAGUGAUUGUGGGAAAUGCCUUGGCUAUAAAAUUGAUCUCAUUCGACACCAGAGAAUUCAUACUGGUGAGAAGCCAUAUCAGUGUAGUGAUUGUGGAAAGUCCUUCAGACAAAGCUGUGCCCUCAUUCAACACAAAAGAAUUCACACUGGAGAGAAGCCAUAUGAAUGCGGUUACUGUGGGAAGUCCUUCAGACAAAGGACUAACUUCAUUCUGCACAAAAGAGUGCACACUGGAGAAAGACCUUACGAGUGUAAUGAAUGUGAGAAAUCUUUUACCCGCACAUACAACCUCCUCACACACCAGAGAAUUCACACUGGAGAAAAGCCCUACGAGUGCAGCGAUUGUGGGAAGACCUUCAGAGAAAGCUCUACCCUCAUUAAACACAAAAGAGUGCACACUGGAGAAAGACCUUAUAAGUGUAAUGAAUGUGGGAAGUCUUUUACCCGCACAUCUAACCUCCUUAGACACCAGAGACUUCACACUGAAGAAAGGCCUUAGGCAUAACAACACGGAGGAGACUCAGAGUUAUUUACCUGAAUUUAACUUCCUGUUCAUGGAACAUACACUCUGCUAGGUUCCUGAUGAGUCAAGUUCACGAGAGGCUUUAAGGGGCUGCAUUGCACCGUAACCUGCAAGGGCUAUUACCAGAUUGAUGGAUGUCACUGCCGGUUUUUGUGGCUGGAACCAUUUCACCUCUCCCACCCGGCUCCUCUGGACCGUGUGCCUCCGUCACACCUGUGUGCUCAGGGAAGAUGACAUCCGUGUCCUCGCUUUUGCCUGGGGAAAAUUAUGAACACUCAGCUCUGGUCGGGAUCCUCAAUUCUUCCUCUCUGAUAGGGGAUGGACCUGAGGCCCCGUCCUCAGCGAAGGUCGUGUUUCUCAUGGACAUUGCUGUUCGCACAUUAUGCUGUGGUGAAUUUUUCCAGGUUAUCAUUCACUACCCUGGAAACUGCUUUGAUUUAUGAUCAUUUUGUGAAGUUUUUUGUUUUUGUACUUUUGCUGCUGUUGUUAAUUCUCACUUGAGGAUUAGAGAGAGUGGAAGGGAGAGGGAGCGACAGAGAGAGAGAAACACUGAUGUCAGACGCAUUGAUUGAUUGCCUCUGAAUGUGCCCCAGCCCCUGCCAGGGACCCAGGCCAUGGAUCGAGCCUGCAACUGAGGUAUGUAUCCUUGAGCAGAAGCGAACCUGGACCCGUCAGUCUGCAGGUCGAUGCUCUAUCCACUGAGCGAAACUGGCUAGGGCGCUUUUGUGCUUUUAAUUUUCAAGCUUGUAGUCACUGUGCAAGAUGAUUUGACAUAAGAAUUGUGAUCUGUCAGCAUAUAGAAGUGAACAGAUUUUGUAGGGAGGCCAAACUUUCUGUUUCAGAAGGCACAGCACAAUGGCAGAAAAUCGCUCUUUGUCCCAUGUUGGUUUUUAAUGCAAUGCUGUGUGACUUUGUGGUCCUAAUAUGCGUCCUAGUGCCAUGAUUAUUGGGGAAGUCCACAGUCACUCUGAAGAGGAGGCCUUUGUUGUGCUUCAGUGAACUAUAUUAUAUUCCCUUGUUUACACUACAUAUUGCAUAAUUCCACCCAUGUUCAGGAGACCUCCUCCCCACGUCCUGCAAGGGAGUUAUGUCCCGCGAUGUGCUAAAUUUCUUAGACUGGUGUCCUAUGUUGUAAGUCCGUGAGGGUUAGUUGCAAAAACAGUUGGGAUAGAAACUAUUACCAGUCCAGCCUCCGUUCUCGAAUGUCUCCCAUAUUGAACAAUUUGGUUCUUGACUAAGUUGUUCAUAGAAAAUAUAGGUCUCUGUUUUUCAAACAAACUUCGGUUCUAGACCCGACAAUUCUUACAAGCUGAUACGUCAGCAUGACAAAAAGUAUCUCUUUGGCCACAAACAAAGGAGAGAACCGAGUCAGUUGACCCCUAAACGUCAUUUAUUUACAUCUCAGGAAACUGUGCUGUGAAUGUGUUCAUGGGUUUUAAUUAAUUUAUUUUUUGCUCUUGUUGCUGGCGAAGUGGAAGAUUAGCACUAUUUUAGAACAUACAGAGGCCAACAAGUGUGCUGAUGUUGCUAAGGGUGUGGACAUGCUCACAAAGCAGUGCUCACAGGCCGCUGAAGAGGUAGAAAAACUGUUGUGAUUUGGAUAAACGCGAGAAGAGAGCAGGUGGCUGCAUUUCUGCGGCAGUGACACGUGAAAAAGGAAGCUGCUUCGCCCUCGGGAGGAGUGCUGUUCUAGUAAGUGAUUCCCGUAAGGCUAGUAGGGGUGGUUUGAUAGAUUUAAGAGAAGAUGUGUUUGUUUAUAGAUUAAACUAGAGGCCCGAUGCACGAAAUUUCCCUGGCUGCCGGCACCGGCUUCCCUCCAGCACCCGGGACCCAGGCUUCCCUCUGGCUGCCGGCACCCAGGACCUGGGCUUCCCUUGCAGAGGGAAGCCCUACCCACCUGCUGCAGUCCGCCUGUCAGUGGCCUGGGCCUCCCUCUUUGGGGCAAUCAUGGAGCCCCCCAAUUGAUUGUCCUGCCAGCCGGUGGCCUGGGCCUCCCUCUGCGGGGUGAUCAUGGGGCAGUGGCCAGGCCCCCAACCAAUCGCAUCACACUUGCCUUGGCUGGCCUGGUGCCAGAGGGUGUCAUAGCAUGGUCCCUGAUGGUCACCCGGAUGGUCGUUCCGCUGUUUGGCCAUUUGGUUGAUUUGCAUAUUACACUUUUAUUAUAUAGGAUAGUACAGUAGACAUGUACUGAAUAUAAGAUAUGUUAAAACGGAAUCAUUUAGGGGCCUGGAACAGAUUAUUUAAAUUUACAUUAUUUUUAAUGGGGGAAAAUGAAUCCGUGUUCAAACAAAUCACUUUUCAAAAUGCUUUCUGGCCCUAGCCAGUUUGGCUCAGUGGGUAGAGUGUCAGCGUGCAGACUGAAUGGUCCCAGGUUCAAUUCCAGUCAAGGGCACAUAUUCAGGUUGCGGGUUUGAUCCCCAGUAGUGGGUGUGCAGGAAGCAGUCGAUCAAUGAUUCUCUCUCAUUGAUGUUUCUCUCUCUCCCUCUCCCUUCCUCUCUGAAAUCAAUAAAAAUAAUAUUAAAAAACAAGCUUUCUGGAAUGAAUUAAGUCGACAACUGAGAUUCCACUGGAUAUUGGGUAGAAGGCAUUACAGUAAAUUAGAUGGAAGGUGCCACUUCUCAACGUUCAUCCGCAAAUGUUCUAGGGCCUGUGGCUUCUGUAAUCUGUGGGCACCGCAUUCUGAGGACCUCCACAGCUGUUUCCUGUAGCCGAGGUCAUUGGCAGAUUUUGUUAUUUCCCCUGCCUCUCUGGCAUGUUCACCUCAAGGCUAUUGCUCUACAGGCAAGAAAACAAAGCUAGAAAGAAGGAUGAUCCUGUAGUCAGCAUUCCUGUUGAUUUUGAUGGCAGUAGUCUUCAUUGCUUGUCAAUAUUUGCUGCCACUGAGGCCAGGCUGCCCCUCUCAGGUCUUGAGGAGAGAGAUGGUAAAGUCCAUAUAAGCUUGCCAACCUAAUUUUCUAAGAAAAGAGGAAUAGCUAGGUCUUUAAUGGGAAUCACUAUGUUCUAAAAUAUAUUUUUACUAGAGGCCUGGUGCACAACAUUCGUGCACUGGCGGGGGGUGAGGUGGGGGGGCAGGGUCCCUCAGCCUGGCCUGUGCCCUUUCACAGUCCCGGAGCCCUCAGGGGAUGUCUCACUGCUGGCUACGGGGAGUGGCCUAAGCUGCAGUCGGACAUCCUUAGCACUGCCCCAGAGGCAGUCCACUGCACUCGCCAGUCAUCAGCCUGGCUUGUGAGAGCACACUGACCACCAGGGGGCAGCUCCUGCGUUGAGCAUCUGCCCCCUGGUGGUUAGUGUGCGUCAUAGCAACCAGUCCUUACUCUGGUCGAUUUGCAUAUACCCUUUUAUCGUAUAGGGUAGGAUUGAUUUAAAAGAGGAAGGGAGAGAGAGAAACAUCAAUGAUGAGGCAUGCAGGGGGCAUGUAGGAGGCAGCCAGUCAAUGAUUCUCUCUCAUCAUUGAUGUUUCAAUCUCUCCCUCUCUCUUCCUCUCUCAAAUCAAUAAAAAUAAA
This is a messenger RNA of Myotis daubentonii (Daubenton's bat), 5135 nucleotides long. RefSeq names its product zinc finger protein interacting with ribonucleoprotein K-like. The record is from RefSeq and is a predicted model, not a curated record. Gene Ontology annotation, cellular component: nucleoplasm. Gene Ontology annotation, biological process: regulation of immune system process; negative regulation of transcription by RNA polymerase II; regulation of cytokine production. Gene Ontology annotation, molecular function: RNA polymerase II cis-regulatory region sequence-specific DNA binding; DNA-binding transcription repressor activity, RNA polymerase II-specific. NCBI's taxonomy places the organism in Eukaryota, Metazoa, Chordata, Mammalia, Chiroptera, Vespertilionidae.